GCCCUCCCUCCAUUUGGAGGCUCGGGCCACUGGGGGCAGGAACCUCUGAAGGAACUUUACCUGUUGGAGCAUCACCUGUGGGGGGGUCACCUGUGGGAUCACCUGACAUGUCGGACGCCGUCAUCAGCUUCCUCAAGGACUUCCUGGCCGGGGGCAUCGCCGCUGCCAUCUCCAAGACGGCCGUGGCCCCCAUCGAGAGGGUCAAACUGCUGCUGCAGGUCCAGCAUGCCAGCAAGCAAAUCACCGCAGCAACCCAGUACAAGGGCAUCAUCGACUGCGUCGUGAGGAUCCCCAAAGAGCAGGGCUUCCUGUCCUUCUGGAGGGGCAACCUGGCCAACGUCAUCCGCUACUUCCCCACCCAGGCGCUCAACUUCGCCUUCAAGGACAAGUACAAGAAGCUCUUCCUGGGUGGCGUGGACAAGAGGACGCAGUUCUGGCGCUACUUCGCCGGGAACCUGGCGUCUGGCGGUGCGGCCGGGGCCACCUCGCUGUGCUUCGUGUACCCGCUGGACUUCGCCAGGACCAGGCUGGCGGCCGACAUCGGCAAAGGCCCCGCCGAGAGAGAGUUCACCGGCCUGGGCAACUGCAUCGCCAAGAUCUUCAGGUCGGACGGGAUCAGGGGCCUUUACUUGGGCUUCAACGUGUCUGUUCAGGGGAUCAUCAUUUAUAGAGCCGCCUACUUCGGCAUCUAUGACACCGCUAAAGGCAUGCUGCCGGACCCCAAAAACGUGCACAUUGUGGUCAGCUGGAUGAUCGCCCAGAGUGUAACCGCCGUGGCCGGACUCGUGUCCUACCCCUUCGACACCGUCCGCCGUAGGAUGAUGAUGCAGUCGGGGCGCAAAGGAGCUGACAUCAUGUACAAGGGCACAGUUGACUGCUGGAGGAAGAUCUUAAAUGACGAGGGUGGACGGGCCUUCUUCAAGGGCGCGUGGUCCAAUGUGAUCAGAGGCAUGGGCGGCGCCUUCGUGCUGGUGCUCUAUGACGAGAUCAAGAAGUUCACAUAAACAUUUGCGUCCAUCUGUCCGAGGAGACCCUCGCGCUGUGUAUGUCUUAACCGUGCAACAAAUGGCAACAGCGUGUCUGCGAGCGAAUUAAGGGCUAGGCUUGGGUGGACGGAGGCUGGACUAGGAGGGCGGCAUCCAGAGAGCAAGACGCACAUUACUGUUCCUCGGAGCUCCUUGACGGCUUCCCAGGACACUGCCCCUUUAAAAGAGUACACAGGCCCUCCUCCCAUGGUCGGCUCUCUACAUGCACAGCUCCUCUCUCUCUUUAGGAAGAUUCUUCCACCUAUUUGGAAAUUAAGGUGAAUUGCAGUAUCAAUAACUAAGCACGUUUUGAUGAAAUUUCAACAGAACAAUACAACUGUCCAAUAUAACAUUUACGAUCGCAGUGCCUGUACAGUGUAGGUUUUUUGUUGUGGUGUCGCCAACCUCGUAUAUUUAAUAAGUUAAAAUAAAAAAUACCUCAACUCUG
Scleropages formosus (Asian bonytongue) is the source of this 1473-nucleotide messenger RNA. RefSeq names its product solute carrier family 25 member 4 (gene slc25a4). Gene Ontology annotation, cellular component: mitochondrial inner membrane. The record is from RefSeq and is a predicted model, not a curated record. Gene Ontology annotation, biological process: negative regulation of mitochondrial outer membrane permeabilization involved in apoptotic signaling pathway; mitochondrial ATP transmembrane transport; mitochondrial ADP transmembrane transport. The transcript has 4 exons. Bases 108 to 1004 code for a protein of 298 amino acids. NCBI's taxonomy places the organism in Eukaryota, Metazoa, Chordata, Actinopteri, Osteoglossiformes, Osteoglossidae. Gene Ontology annotation, molecular function: ATP:ADP antiporter activity.